CUCUGUGAUGGCAGCUCCGCUUCUCCUGACCCGCAUUCACCCGUACUGUACAGGCAGGGGGGAGGACCGAGCACAGAAAGCUAAUAAACGCUGUAGAGUUCCCUUGCAGACCGUGGUCAUGGCUUUGACAGUCCCUGGCAGACACGGCGCUCCCCUCUCCACACACAUGAUAGCGGACUGAAAGGGGGCUAACACCGGGGAAGCAUUAGCUCCGCCGUUUGAGAUGGUUAACCAGCUGGACUCGCUUGUAUUUCUACGUAUUUGUUCUGCUUUUUUCUUCAAGUGUUAAUCCGGCUGUUCCUUGUUCACGGGGCUUUAUGUUGACGGUACAGGAGGCGCUUUUAUAUCACAAGUCGAGCAUUGGAUGAGAGCAGAAUCAUCUGCUUCAGAGGUGGACCAUCACACAGGAUUCCAUGACUCGUUUUUGGCCCCAGAGCUGCGGUUCAAGACACCAGGACGAACAUCUGAGCAGUGUGUAGGGGUCAGGAUAAAGUAUUUUUCAGACUGGCACAAGAACACCUAUUUCAACAAAGAAGCUCUGCCAUCUGAUGUUUGUGUCACUGAUGAAGACCGGCCUCGAUCUUCAUAGCACCAGGUGGAGCCCCUGAAGAAACCAGCAUACACAUGUUAAGGGGCGGAGCCAAGCUUUGAUUUCUUUUUCCGAUGGACACUGGAAAACCACCAGCAUAUAUUAGACAGAAGAAUAUACUCAAGACUCAAACAACACUACUUUACUUCCCGCCGUCCUCCCCUCUUCCUCUGAUCCAGCUUUCUACCUCCCAGAGAAAUAGAAAAAUUAAAUAAAAGUGAAAGCAACUUAUUACCCGUUAUCAGUUCCUUGUUUCCUUCUCUUGGUGCAACUUUACUUCAUUUACCUCAGGGAUUUUCCUCCCAUUGUCUACCUCCUCCACCGAAACAGCCAGCCCAGCGACUGGAACACACUCGUGACCUCUCGCUGAUGUUUCCAUGACAACCGGUAUUGCCUCUCAAACUCUCCUCACAGCAAACGUGAUGACCAGCAAUGACCUUGGACCUCUUACCACCUACCAGCUCAGACCUGCUCACUGCCUCAAUUGUACUCAUCCACACUUGUAGCCUGGACCUCGGGCAAGUUAUUACUGGAAGGAAAAGGGUCCUAUUGCCAGAAACGAAGUUACACACUCACAAUAGCCUCACCCUUCUGUACAAUAAACCUGGCAGAACACUAUAUACCUCAGCAGACAGAUAGACACUCAGUCAAGGAAACUGAAGGGAACUUUUCAGCAACAGCAUCAGCAUUUACUAUACUGGUGCUUCAAUCCAGCCAGCAGGUAACACAUGCUCACUAGCGUGGUGCUUCAAUCUACCCAGUAGACAACUCACUUCAGCAUUUUGCAUUUGCCUUUGAGGCAGGGGAACAGCAGCCAGGGAGGCCUCCAGAGACGCAGAGAGAGACUCAGGAGUACUGCCCCGAAGGCAUCUUCAUUUCAUUUGCUUCUCAGCAAAGUCACAUCAUACACAACGAUCUAAGCCGUAGCAUAAAUCAGCGAUUGCCCAACAGGCCUUGGGAGAUCACAGAAGGGACUCAGAAGUUCCUGUUGCCUUGUACUUCACCCUGUGAAUCCUCCAGAGAGAUCAAGCUGCCCACGGAGCAGGACAAGUUCUUGGGAGCCUCAUCAGCUUUUCUUACUCUGGAGGCAAGUCACAAAGAUUAAAGAACUCCCUGGCAAAUUGAACUCGGAGCAUUAUGAACCUUGGAAAGUUUGAAGAGUAAACACGAGAUCCAUAUUGUGUGACGGCAAAGAGAAGAGGAGGGAGAAAGCAUUAAGAGUAAAGAGAAGAAUGCAGCGCUUUCUGAUGCUUCUCCUGAUGUCCCGCCUACCAUGCUCCUCCCAGCCAAUUGCUGCCCAGAUUCUCAAAUGGCUGUCUAAUGACAGGGCCGCCGGCGAAUGCUGAGCAGGCUGGCGAGGUCGAGGUCCGCCUCAUUGUCCUGUGAUUGGCUGCUGGACAGGACUGAGGCUACAUGGAACCAAUGUCCAACAAGCAGGAUAGCAACUCAUCAGAGGGAGAUGAGAAAGGGUGGCCAGAUGUGCCGAAGAGAAAGAGUAAGAACAGCCAGUGUCCGGUGAAGAGCGUGUCUGCUCUUAGUGUCUCUGUUCCAGGGUACAUCCCCAGCUACCUGGAAAAGGAUGAGCCGUGCGUGGUUUGUGGGGACAAGGCUACCGGCUACCACUACCGCUGCAUCACCUGCGAGGGUUGCAAGGGUUUCUUCCGCAGGACCAUCCAGAAGAACCUCCACCCAGCUUACUCCUGUAAAUAUGAAGGCUGCUGCAUCAUCGACAAGAUCACCCGCAACCAGUGCCAGCUGUGCCGCUUUAAGAAAUGCAUCGCUGUGGGCAUGGCGAUGGACUUGGUAUUGGACGAUUCGAAACGCGUGGCCAAGCGGCGUCUAAUCGAGGAGAAUCGACAGAAGAGGAAGAGGGAGGAGAUGGUGAGGACACUGCAGACGAGGCCGGAGCCAAACACUCCCGAGUGGGAGCUGAUCAGGUUGGCAACCGAGGCCCACCGGCACACCAACGCCCAGGGCUCCAGCUGGAAACAGAAGCGCAAGUUUCUGUCGGAUGAUAUUGGCCAGGGUCCGAUGGUGCCCUCUUCUGACAGAGACAAGGUGGACCUGGAAGCCUUCAGCGAGUUCACCAAGAUCAUGACCCCCGCCAUCACGCGCGUCGUCGACUUUGCCAAGAAAUUGCCCAUGUUCUCAGACCUGCCUUGUGAAGACCAGAUCAUCUUGCUGAAAGGCUGCUGUAUGGAGAUCAUGUCGCUGCGCGCCGCCGUACGCUACGAUCCAGACAGCGAGACGUUGACGCUAAAUGGUGAGAUGGCUGUGAAACGCGAGCAGCUGAAGAACGGCGGGUUGGGGGUGGUGUCGGACGCCAUCUUUGAUUUGGGCAAGAGCCUGGCUCAGUUUAACCUGGAUGAUUCGGAGGUGGCUCUGAUGCAGGCUGUGCUGCUCAUGAGCUCAGACCGUUCAGGGCUGACUAACGUGGAGAAGAUCGAGCAGUGCCAAGAUGCCUACCUGCUGGCGUUCGAGCACUACAUCAACUACCGCAAGCACAACAUUCCCCACUUCUGGCCCAAGCUGCUGAUGAAAGUGACGGACCUGCGCAUGAUCGGAGCUUGCCACGCCAGCCGCUUCCUCCAUAUGAAGGUGGAGUGUCCCAACGAACUCUUUCCCCCGCUCUUCCUGGAGGUCUUUGAGGACCAGGAGGUGUGACUUGAAGAACGUUGAAUCCACGGCGACCCAGAACCCUGGUAACGAAAGGAAAGAAAUUUGGGGUAGCUGUAGCGGAAGAGGAAGAACAAGAGGAGAAAAGCUGGAUUUUUUUCUUUUCCUCAGUGGGAACGUGCCCUGUAAACGUUGUUUUUUUGUCCCUUUUUUCUCAAACACCCACAAAACCCACCAGCAAACUCACAACAACUUCACCUGAGAGAAUUUACUCUGUCAUUCUGAGAGGUACACACACAAAGCUCUUAACAGUUCUAGAUAUUCACAGAUUUAGAUUCCUAACACACUGCCAUGACCGUACAGUGCAAACAUAUGCAAAACACAAAUCUCCUCAGUUAACUCCUCUUGCACCUGUAUGGACAAACAGCUGUACUCUGCACCCACACUAAUGCCAUCUCCACCCACACCCACCUCGCACCACAACAAAGUUUUAUCUCUGGGACCUGACCAUUAGCUCCCCCUGCCAUCUCCCAUGCGUCUCCUUACCUGCAGUGGCGUCCUCCGUCUGCCCAUGCAGCCCAACCCUCAGUCUGAUGAGAACCUGUGAGUGUUGUCAACCUACCUCCCCCCGCACACUGACCUCUCUGUCUCUGUCUGUCCCAUGUACACAGAGAAACACAGGAUAUACGUACAUGAAACACACCCCGACACUAUUACCUCAUAUGUCAGAAAAGUAGAUUUCCACAUUAUUGCUGCCUACAGUUACUCAUGUAAACUCUAUGCUAGUGUUAGGAGAAGCUACAGUGGGAACACUUGCAGGACACCUUUAGCUACAAUGUAUCAUUUAUAGGUCUCCCCCUCUUAGUCGGUUAGUACACUAAGUGGUCGUUUUGGUCAUAGUCGACUAAGAUUUCUUUAGUCGAUUAAUUUUUUCGGUCCUUGUCUGCUUCAAGAAAGGGUGUAUUGAUAUCAAGUUAAGACAAUAGUUCAGCAUUUUGGGAAAUACACUUAUUUGCUUUCUUGCUCAGAGUUAGAUGAGAAGAUUGAUACCUCACUGAAGAAAUGAAGCUACAGCUUAGCCUAGCGUAGCUUAGUAUAGCACAAAGACUGGAAACAGGGGGAAACAGUUAGCCUGGCUCGGUCCUGUAAACAUGUUGUGGGUUUACAGGGUGUUAUAUGCUGGACUAUUUCUUUGGAUUCAGUGACCUUAGGUCAGAGCUAGGUGUUUCCCCCUGCUGUCUUUGUGCUACGCUGAGCACAUCCUCUGAGGAUAAAUUGUCUUUUCAUCGGGCCAUAAUUUCUAUUUCUGCAAUGAUGACCAAAUGGCUUCAAAACGUUAAAAUUGUUGCCUUGCUAACUUGCUAAACCAAGAUAGUGAACAUUUCUUUCGAAGCUUCAGCAAUUUAAUGCUGCUAUAAUCAAUAUUUUUCUAUUGACGAUAGAUUAAUAACAACACCUUCUCUCUGUAAAUACCUGACAUAAAUACCUUCAGCAAAAUGUUCUAAAUAUUGUUAUGAUUCAUUACGAGCAUUUUCAAAAUAAAGUGUAUUGCAGCUAAAGGCUACAUAGGAAGUGUUUCCACUACUUUUAUUGUACAGUGUCACUUACUGUACUUAAAGAUAUAGUUAGGUUUCAAACUUACUUUAUUAAAAAGAACAUUUUAAAAUCACAAUACAUCACUUGAUCUGCCUCAUGUUACUCAUUAACGCUGACAAGUAAUCCAGAUUACUCAAAUACAGUAUAUAUAUAUAUAUUGCUAGAAUACCUCUACGACACAAGCCUCCUGUUUUCA
Messenger RNA from Cottoperca gobio, 4997 nucleotides. Its product is annotated as thyroid hormone receptor alpha. The record is from RefSeq and is a predicted model, not a curated record. The coding region runs from base 2003 to 3253 and encodes 416 amino acids. Gene Ontology annotation, biological process: negative regulation of transcription by RNA polymerase II; positive regulation of transcription by RNA polymerase II; retinoic acid receptor signaling pathway. Gene Ontology annotation, cellular component: RNA polymerase II transcription regulator complex. The transcript is spliced from 12 exons. Gene Ontology annotation, molecular function: zinc ion binding; RNA polymerase II cis-regulatory region sequence-specific DNA binding; nuclear receptor activity. Lineage: Eukaryota; Metazoa; Chordata; Actinopteri; Perciformes; Bovichtidae.